Molecule: messenger RNA, 792 nt
Organism: Exophiala oligosperma
Lineage: Eukaryota; Fungi; Ascomycota; Eurotiomycetes; Chaetothyriales; Herpotrichiellaceae
Exons: 2
Coding region: 1-792 (263 amino acids)
Source: RefSeq, a predicted model, not a curated record
AUGGCGCCCCACGAAGUACCCAAGCAUUCGGUGUCGAAAACGAAACAGGAACGCAUACGUGAUAACCAGAGACGAAGUCGUGCUCGCCGUGCAGAGUACCUAGCCGAGCUGGAGAGGCGUCUGAAAGAAUGUCAUGGUAUUUGUCGCGAGGCAGAUUUGCAACGCCUAGCCUUUGCCGACCUCCAAGCCGAGAACACUCGACUACGGACUCUCCUAAGCAGCGCCGGACUCGACCCGGAUGCAGCUGGCUCUUUGUCUCAAUCUGGAGUACCUUGUGCUCGCGGCAACAUCACAGCAGUUUCGAAUCGGAAUCUCAAACCCAAGUUCCAACAUACCGAUAUGCAUCAGUCAAGUUCUGUGGCACAAUACAAGCAGGAAUACGAACGCUCUCCUUGCCCAGUACCAUCAUCGUCCUUGUUCGAUGCGAACCAGACCACUGCCUUCCCCGAGGUUUGUCUUCCGUACGACAACUACCGCAACUAUCCUUUGGCCUUGAAUGACUCUUCCUUGGCACCAACGCCCCCAUAUUUGGUCAACACAUCCCCGUCUCCUUCAUACGAAUGGCUGCUUGGCCCAGAUGUGGUUCGUUCCACAACGUCCAGCGAGAGUGGACUGGGCACUGACCUCUUUCACGACCCCUGUGUUUUGCCCCUUCUGCCAACCACCGAGGGCAUGAUAUCAUCCUCAGUUACGAGGGGUGUGCGUGACCAAGACGAGCCUGAGCUCUCAGAAAUGGACGGAAUGCAGGCACGAGAAUCUCGUUCAUUUGGUUCUAUUUCACUUACUCAAUGA